Eutrema salsugineum is the source of this 825-nucleotide messenger RNA. Its product is annotated as transcription factor MYB13. Gene Ontology annotation, biological process: regulation of DNA-templated transcription. Gene Ontology annotation, molecular function: sequence-specific DNA binding; DNA-binding transcription factor activity. Lineage: Eukaryota; Viridiplantae; Streptophyta; Magnoliopsida; Brassicales; Brassicaceae. The record is from RefSeq and is a predicted model, not a curated record. Gene Ontology annotation, cellular component: nucleus.
AUGAGUUCGUGGGGAGUGAUGGGAGGAGGAUGGGGAAUGGUAGAAGAAGGUUGGAGAAAAGGGCCAUGGACUGCCGAAGAAGACCGUCUUUUGAUCGAUUAUGUGCGGCUUCACGGUGAAGGCCGAUGGAAUUCUGUGGCGAGGCUUGCGGGGUUGAAGAGGAAUGGCAAAAGCUGUAGGUUAAGAUGGGUUAAUUACUUAAGACCAGACCUCAAGAGGGGACAAAUCACUCCUCAUGAAGAAACCAUUAUCCUUGAGUUACAUGCUAAGUGGGGCAACAGGUGGUCAACAAUUGCUCGUAGUUUACCGGGAAGAACAGACAACGAAAUCAAGAACUAUUGGAGAACCCAUUUCAAGAAGAAGACAAAAUCUCCAACUAACAAUGCGGAGAAGACGAAAAACAGAAUCUUGAAGAGGCAACAAUUUCAGCAGCAAAGACAGAUGGAGUCGCAGCAAGAACAACAGUUGCUUCAAUUCAACCAAAUCGACAUGAAAAAGAUCAUGUCUUUACUAGACGAUGACAAUAAUAACAACAACAAUGGUGAUAAUAACUUCACUAGCAGUAGUAGCGGCAGUAGUGGCGAAGCCGGUGCAUGCUAUGUUCCUAAUCAGAUUACACAUUCAACAAGAAGUUCUGGUUAUGACCCAAAUGAUAAUGGGUAUUACCCGGUGGUUCCGGUGCCAAUACCUGAGGCUAAUGUGAAUGAAGAUUACGCGAUUUGGGACGGUUUAUGGAAUCUGGAUUUGGAAGGACAAGGAAGCUUUGGUGGUAGUGCUUCCCCAAGAAAGCAUUGUUUACAGAACUUGGUUAUUCCCUUCUGUUAG